Opisthocomus hoazin is the source of this 715-nucleotide messenger RNA. Lineage: Eukaryota; Metazoa; Chordata; Aves; Opisthocomiformes; Opisthocomidae. The record is from RefSeq and is a predicted model, not a curated record.
GGAAGUUUGAAGUCAUGGCUGGAAAACCGAAACUUUACUACUUUGAUGGAAGAGGCAAGAUGGAGUCAAUUCGCUGGUUGUUGGCUGCAGCUGGGGUUGAGUUUGAAGAAGAGUUUUUGGAAACCCGAGAGCAGUAUGAGAAGCUCCUGAAAGGUGGAUCCUUGCUUUUCCAGCAAGUGCCCAUGGUGGAGAUCGAUGGGAUGAAGAUGGUGCAGACCAGAGCCAUCCUCAGCUACAUAGCAGCAAAGCACAACCUCUACGGGAAGGACCUGAAGGAGAGAGCCCUGAUUGAUAUGUAUGUUGGAGGAACUGAUGACCUUAUGGGCUUCAUUUUGAUGUUCCCAUUCUUAUCGGCUGAGGAUAAAGAGAAACAACGCGCUGUUAUAGUUCAAAAGGCGACAAGCAGGUAUUUCCCAGCAUAUGAAAAGGUUUUGAAAGACCAUGGGCAGGACUUUCUUGUUGGCAACAAUUUUAGCUGGGCAGAUGUUCAUCUUCUUGAAGCCAUUUUAAUGGUAGAAGAGAAGAAGUCGGACAUGCUCUCAGGCUUUCCUCAGUUACAGGCAUUUAAAGCAAGAAUAAGCAGCAUCCCCACAAUCAAGAAAUUUCUGGAGCCGGGAAGCCAGAGAAAACCUGUUCCUGAUGAUAAAUAUGUGGAGACUGUGAGGAGAGUUCUCCGUAUGUAUUAUGACAUAAAAGCGAAUUAGUGUGCCUGGCU